GAACGAGGGCAGAAGGCAAAUCCCUUCAAAGCGGUCAAUAUGGGAGUAAAGCAAACUGAUUGAAGGGGAAUUCGGGUAUGGAAAACUGAUUAGAAUCAUUUCAUUGAGCUCUUUGGCAAUGAGCCACAUGGCUGCCAAAUGCAGGAGGGAUGUUCAAAAUGGUUAUUUUGCCUAAGUUUGCGCUCAUUCGUCUUCUGGUGAACCCUGACGGACAUCAUUCGACAUCAAUGAAGUGGCGAUGGACGUUUGUUACGAGAGAAGCACGGCUUGGUGCAGAAUGUCGGACUGUCCAACGUUUUCACCCAGUAAGGACGAGUCUCAACCCUUAACCACCCGGGCCAAGCCUCACACUUCACACGAGACCCUUGGGACCUCCUGCCAGCAAGUGGCAGAAUCACAGAAAACUGAUGGCGGUGAUGUCUGCUUCACCCAUCAAGCCAGACCCAACCUCACGUCAAGGCAUGCGCAUGUGAGUAGAAGGCACAGCGCGGAUGGGACUGGACGACAAGGCCCAGUCGACACGUCUCGUUUCCACCCGUACCUGCGACAGCUCAGUGAGGGUGCGGUGACAAAUGCAGUUUGUCUCCAGCGCGGCUCGUCUCCUUUCAGCAGCCUGCAGGAGGUCUGCAACCCUCAAAUGUGCUGCCUGACAUUCGGCUCAAGCAGCGAGUCGCAAACACUAUGGGAACAAUAUGACUACAAUGAUCAGUGUUCCUACUCCAACCUACCGGCUGUGUCAGAUGAGACUUUUUGUUCCCAUUCUCAACAUUAUCUAUGCUCCACAUCAGCCAGCCCUCCACAAGAGGUCACAACAAGGCCGUACACUACUGAGGAGCAUUCCAACGAGCCAAAUUAUUAUUUUCAGAGUCUCUCCUCUCAAAUUAAUCAGAGGAACAACUCACAGCCGCUCUUCCCCAAGCCCAUUUACUCAUACAGCAUUCUCAUCUUCAUGGCUCUGAAAAACAGUGAAACAGGAAGCCUCCCCGUCAGUGAGAUAUACAGCUUCAUGACUGAAAACUUCCCCUAUUUUAAGACAGCCCCUGAUGGAUGGAAGAACUCUGUGCGACACAACCUCUCUCUGAACAAGAGCUUUGAGAAAUUGGAGGGCAAAAACGGGAACUCCUCCCGGAAAGGUUGCCUGUGGGCUCUCAAUCCUGCCAAGGUAGAGAAAAUGCAAGCGGAGCUGCACAAGUGGCGCCGCAAAGACCCCAUCAGUGUUCGCAGGAGCAUGGCAAGACCAGACGAUCUAGAUCUUCUACUUGGUCAGAUGCCCAAGAAACUGAGGUCAGUGCCACCGUACACCAGACCUGCCAGUAUUUACGGCACCAUGCCGACGUCUUUCAGCCCAACACGCGGCCAACCACCGAGCAGAGCCAGUCGACGUCCACAGCAUUCAUGCGCUCCUUCACCCUCACAGCAGUCCUGUUUACUCUCCCUCACUGACUCCCAUCUCAGCGACUCAUUGGCCUUGCGUGCCCCAUGUAGUCAGCGGCACACCGCUGACAUCCAUCCUGGAAACUUGAACCUAAUUGCGACUGGGAAGGUGCCACUGUCCUACCAUGUCACCCACCAGGACGACUUCAGUGCUGAUCUAAGGAGCCUGCAGGACUCUCAAUCGGAGGGAGAUACUUAUGAUGUGGAUGUACUCAACCCCAGCCUGACUGAUCUGCAGUUGAAAGGUAACCUGUGGGAGGAGUUGCAAGAAGACAGCCUGGGGUCACACCUGCGAUCGGCCCCCACCCCCAUGUGCAUCACCUCUAGAGGGCUUGCAGCCACCCUGUGUCCAACCCAGCUGUGCAGAUACCACAGUGCUCGUCAGUCAGACCUCAACGGCAGCUGCAGUGGGUCACUGUAAAAUGGAGUUUGAGGACACAUCCAGCGGGCAGAGCUUUAAACACCAUGCCUGUUCAAGCGGGUUGUAUCCUGAUGUUUAUUCAGGAGCAGACAAUUUGCUGCUGUAUAUGACCUGCUGCACCACAUCCUUGUUGUAGGUAGGCUACUUAACUGUCAACACCUUCAUAACGUAGAGAUUCUUGAGAACUGACUGUUAUUUGCAUGAGCGUUACGGUAGCAAGCGGCUUCAACAUUGGAUUUGUGACCCAUGUAGCCCUCAAAUCUUUGUUUUCCCGACUGUGUUCACCUCUCUACCUAGUGGUAACAGACCAGAGAAAAGCUCCCAUGUCUUGUGUGACCAAUGCAUUUAAAUAUAAUCUGAAAAAAGUUCUUUGGGGGGAAUGGACAAUUUGAGCAAAGUGAGAAAACAAUGAAACAUUUUCCUGUACAAAUUUGAACCACAGAUGUUAUAAGCUGAGGUGAGGUGUUCAUGAGUCACAGUAAAGUCUGUGAAUGUGAAUCUGUUUUAUAUUCAUUUAUUCAUUUUCCGUAUCGCUUAUCCUCACUAAGGUCGAGGGCGUA
Messenger RNA from Phycodurus eques (leafy seadragon), 2415 nucleotides. It is a transcript of the gene foxn1, whose product is annotated as forkhead box N1. NCBI's taxonomy places the organism in Eukaryota, Metazoa, Chordata, Actinopteri, Syngnathiformes, Syngnathidae. Bases 239 to 1855 code for a protein of 538 amino acids. The record is from RefSeq and is a predicted model, not a curated record. Gene Ontology annotation, biological process: regulation of transcription by RNA polymerase II. Gene Ontology annotation, molecular function: transcription cis-regulatory region binding; DNA-binding transcription factor activity, RNA polymerase II-specific. The transcript is spliced from 9 exons.